UCACACACGUACUUACACAAGGAAUCUAUUCAUCUCCCGGUUUCCAAAACCUCCGCCUCUACAAUUUCCUAUUAUAUCCCGACUCCUGCUACAUGUUUCCUGUUAUCUCAUCACUAUUCACUCCCGCUAAGUGAUGAAUAAAUUCUUGCUGGCCGCAUUUUAUUUGUUCUUUGACAAUUAGCAUUGCCUUCAAUGUGUUCGCAGAAAUGAUUGAGUGCCUUCUAUGUAUCGGAUGUCUUGCGGACCUAAUAAAAUCAAUCACCCUGUGGAAAAGUAGAGGUGGUUCUCUACAUAUGGGUAUCUCUAGAGGUUCCUUUUCAACAGAUUAACAAUGAUUUUUAUCACUACUCAAUUCUAGCAGUCUUUCAGGAAUAACAAACAUGUCACAAAAAGGUUUAUGGAUUCUAGCAAUCUAGACAAAGCUCGAGCCUUUCCACCUUCAAUCACUUGUGAGUGGUUUGAUAACAGAUGGUGUUCUUGCAUAAGACAUCCAGAAAGUAUCAUCAUUUUGGCACAUCCGUGAGGGCUGUGCUGGGAAGUGUGAGUGAUUACUGUGCUCAUCGUGCUCAUUGGAUGGUGACAAUCGUCAGGAAGCCUAAAACCAAGUACUAAGGUUACUUGAUCCGAGCUGAUGAAGAAACAUCCUGGGUAAGAUGCCUCUUUUUCGAUAUGUUGGCUUUGGUGGAUGAAUUAGAAAUGCGUGUGUUGAAAUUGAAAUUGUUAUGUUGGUCUAGCAAAAGAAAGAACUAUUAUGGUGGGCUGUGUGUAAUAACUUGUGUUACUUGUUUGAAUUUAUGACUGACGAUCAAAAUUUCCAAGUUGAGAGCCUGAUUCUCUAAUCUCUUCAAGUGAAAUUUUCCAAAUCGAGAGCUAUGAUUCUUUAACCAUACCCACUUCUCUUGUGUAUUCUCCUUUUUUAAGCCCCCAAAAUUAGAGCCUAUUUAGGGUGAUUCUUAAUGUUUAUAUAAUGCUGCAACAUGGGGGUUUGUUAAGCCAAUUUAUUCCAUUUCGCACUGCCAUGUCAGAGCCUUGUCCACAAUUUAAUCCACCUCGGUAACAGCAGCUUCAGGUCUCCUACCCUUUAUUACAACGAUUUUAUCUUGUUCUGAUGCCCGACUGUCCCUAUCCUCCUCCGCACAACUCUCAGUUUUAUAGUUCUCAUAUGAGUACUUGAUGUCGCAAAUAAGUCAUAUGAGCAUGACAGAAAACUGAAAGAAAGGUGCUUGCACAUUAUGUGUCUACAAGAACAUUGGUUGAGCCAUUUUAAUCCAUGUCAUCACCACAUCAGCUUGGUAAAUGAUUGAGUGCCUUCUAUGUAUCGGAUGUCUUGCGGACCUAAUAAAAUCAAUCACCCUGUGGAAAAGUAGAGGUGGUUCUCUACAUAUGGGUAUCUCUAGAGGUUCCUUUUCAACAGAUUAACAACGAUUUUUAUCACUACUCAAUUCUAGCAGUCUUUCAGGAAUAACAAACAUGUCACAAAAAGGUUUAUGGAUUCUAGCAAUCUAGACAAAGCUCGAGCCUUUCCACCUUCAAUCACUUGUGAGUGGUUUGAUAACAGAUGGUGUUCUUGCAUAAGACAUCCAGAAAGUAUCAUCAUUUUGGCACAUCCGUGAGGGCUGUGCUGGGAAGUGUGAGUGAUUACUGUGCUCAUCGUGCUCAUUGCAUGGUGACAAUCGUCAGGAAGCCUAAAACCAAGUACUAAGGUUACUUGAUCCGAGCUGAUGAAGAAACAUCCUGGGUAAGAUGCCUCUUUUUCGAUAUGUUGGCUUUGGUGGAUGAAUUAGAAAUGCGUGUGUUGAAAUUGAAAUUGUUAUGUUGGUCUAGCAAAAGAAAGAACUAUUAUGGUGGGCUGUGUGUAAUAACUUGUGUUACUUGUUUGAAUUUAUGACUGACGAUCAAAAUUUCCAAGUUGAGAGCCUGAUUCUCUAAUCUCUUCAAGUGAAAUUUUCCAAAUCGAGAGCUAUGAUUCUUUAACCAUACCCACUUCUCUUGUGUAUUCUCCUUUUUUUAAGCCCCCAAAAUUAGAGCCUAUUUAGGGUGAUUCUUAAUGUUUAUAUAAUGCUGCAACAUGGGGGUUUGUUAAGCCAAUUUAUUCCAUUUCGCACUGCCAUGUCAGAGCCUUGUCCACAAUUUAAUCCACCUCGGUAACAGCAGCUUCAGGUCUCCUACCCUUUAUUACAACGAUUUUAUCUUGUUCUGAUGCCCGACUGUCCCUAUCCUCCUCCGCACAACUCUCAGUUUUAUAGUUCUCAUAUGAGUACUUGAUGUCGCAAAUAAGUCAUAUGAGCAUGACAGAAAACUGAAAGAAAGGUGCUUGCACAUUAUGUGUCUGAUAAAAUGAAAGCCACAAAUUCUGUUCAUCCCUUGAAAGGUCCACCAUGAAAUACAAGCUGCAGUAGGAUCUAUGUCUCCAGCUUGGAGGGUGAGGAUUUUAGAUGUGUAGUGGCAGGACUUUUUAUGAUGGAAAGUUGAAGGCUAAUGAUUUUACUUUAGAUUACUUUUUCUAUACUCUAUAAUAUAGUUUCUUUUUAUAAAUGUGUCAGAAGAAGUCUGUGGUUACUACAUAAUGAAGAGGAAGGUUCUAUGGAGGCUUCUAACUAUCAUUAGUUGUCUAUCUCUACAUAUUUGUGUAUAGUAGCGUAGCCCGUAGGUACGGAGGCUGAAAUUUUCUAUAACUCCACUAGCUAUUGGGACGAGUUUGUCUGGGGAGGUGCGUGGAUGUAUUAUGCUACAGGAAAUAAUUCUAACCUCUCCCUUUCUACUAAUAUUAAAAUGGCCACACAUGCUGGUGCUUUUUGGGGAGGCCAAGAUUAUGGUGUACUUAGUUGGGAUAACAAGCUUGCGGGAGCUGAACCUCUUCAGUAUCUUGUCAAUGCUGCAUUUUUGGCUACAUUAUUUAGUGACUAUAUGGAUGCUGCGGAUACACCUGGAAGGUACUGUGGACCAAAUUUCUACUCAACUGAUAUCCUCCGUUCAUUUGCUCAGACCCAGGACAAUGUCAUUGCUUUCCGCUCAAAAUGUGGUGCACCAAAAAGCCUCGGAAACUCUACCAAGAAGUUGAUCAGCUGACUUUCACACUAAUGAUAUGCCAAAAGUAAAUUAAUGGAUCUGCAGACUCUUCGCGUGGAGAAAAUGACACAUUCAGAAAGCUCUCAGACUAACGGUACCAGCCUUGCACUUAAUGCUGGCUAACUUGGAGAUGAUAUAGUGGAAGAACAAAAAACACCUUUGACAGAAUGUUAUUGUGGUUCUGUGUUUGAUCCUCGAUAAUUUCUAUGUAAUUUAUGCUAUUUAUUCAAGAAUUUCAAUAACACUUUUCCUUUAGAGAGAGGGUGAUAGUUGAUCUAAGUUAUGUCACUAGCAGAAUAUCAGUGGUCUAUUUUUUCUUAUGAUAUUGGAAUGUCCAAAAACGUAUGAUAUUGGAUUCAUCCUAAAUAUUAUCGUUUCUUUCUUAA
Daucus carota subsp. sativus is the source of this 3455-nucleotide messenger RNA. RefSeq names its product endoglucanase 25. Lineage: Eukaryota; Viridiplantae; Streptophyta; Magnoliopsida; Apiales; Apiaceae. The record is from RefSeq and is a predicted model, not a curated record. Gene Ontology annotation, biological process: carbohydrate metabolic process. The transcript has 14 exons. Bases 2719 to 3069 code for a protein of 116 amino acids.